AUGGCACCGCGAAAACGGCACCGUCCAAACCCCAACGACGUCACGGCAAAGCUGCCCUCGGCCACGCAAUCACAAGAUGGUCUCUCACGGCCCGCUCGCGCAGCCGCCUCGGAAGAUGCAUCACACUCCAGCCGACCCAUGCCCCGACAUCUCCCGGCGAACAACGACGCGCACGAGGGCGCCUCUCUUCUCUCGCCUCAAAAAACAGUACGCAAAGCCCAGAGCUGGUACGGUUCCUGGCCACGGCCGCCCAGAGCAACAGCAUCCAUCUCGGUGGCGAGGGAAAACAUCCACGGAGACACAUUCCGCUCCAGAAACACCGACCUGGCACGCUUCGAAUCGAAGAGCAUCGAAGACACGGCUAGCAUCCGCAGCAAGCUAAGCGAAUCCGCCGUUGCCUCGGACCAGGCAACAGUUUCCAUGUCCCAGCCCGACUCGAAAGCACCAAAGAAUGAGCUCGCACAAGAAAUAGCACCGAAUACAUCAAAUAAUAUAAAUGCAACACCCACCAAGCCCGACGACAAUAAACACACACCAGAACUCACCGCUGCAAGCACCGCUGCGAGCACCACUGCGACCCAAGCUGAGACGGCAAGCCCUCCCCAAGACAUCCCACCAACGACGCCUGCACAACCACAACCCGGCUGGCUAGGUUGGCUUACAAGGACUCCCGCGAAUCCAGUAGAAGCCAUACUGGAAGAGCAGCCGGAACCCCCCCGGCCUACCACGCCGCCUGAACAAAUCAUCAUCGCCCCGCCGACUGCCCAGUCGGAACCUCGGCAACCGCCUACAUCGUGGUUUGGACUGUGGACAACUCCGACGCCACAAGCCAUGGCAUCCGAAUCGGAGAAGCAGACGACUAAUGAUGGCCAAAAUACUGACACUGAUGUGGUCAUGGAGGACGUGCCUACACUAGCACCUGCAGAGCAAACACAAGAGCCACCACCUAAAGCCGGCUCAACAUGGGCGUUCUGGUCAAAAGCUACCCCAAGUCAAAAUGACAAAACCAUAACCCAAGAAUCCGGCGAGAUUGCAGUAAUCGGGCAAGGAUCAGAGGCCCAUCCGCUUCCCAUAACGGAGAAUAGCGUUUCGGCGGAGCCUGAGAAUAAAGACAAGGGCAAGGCCAAGGACUCAAAGUCGACCUGGCGGAAGAGUAAGCGUCCGAGGCCAGCUUCUCUAGACGAGUCGGCAUCAGCGUCGCCCGCUGGCAGUCAAGUCCAUCUUCCGGAACCGAGCGCUGGCAAAGUCGACCAAUCUGACGCGGAGAGCCGUAAGUCUGCCACCAAGACAGAGAUAGCCUCCACGUCGACGGCGGAAAGCGAAACCUCGGUCAAGCAAUCGCCAAACCUCUUGCUGCCAUCCUUUACAAGCACGUAUCGCAUGAGAGACAACCCCUCUGUUAUGCAGCAAAUCACAAAUUUACUAUUACGAACGUCGCAACCCCAGCCCAACCACGUCUUUCGCGUGCAGGAAACACCCAAGAUCAAGCGUGCGCUGGCCAUCGGCGUCCAUGGCCUCUUCCCUGCCACCUACCUCCGGCCCAUGAUGGGGCAACCGACCGGCACGUCGCUGCGUUUUGCAAGCCUGUGCGCCGACAGCAUCCAGCGCUGGGCCGACGCGCACGGCUGCUCGGACUGCGAGAUUGAAAAGGUCGCGCUCGAGGGCGAGGGCCGCAUCGGUGACCGCGUCGAGAACCUGUGGAAGCUCCUGCUCAACUGGAUCGAUCAGAUCCGCAAGGCAGACCUCAUCAUCAUGGCCUCCCAUUCACAGGGCGUGCCUGUCGGCCUGAUACUCCUGGAUAAGCUCAUCGACUUGGGCAUCAUUACCCACGCCAAGAUUGGCGUCUGCGCCAUGGCCGGCGUCGCACUCGGGCCAUUCCCCGACUACAAGGCGAGCUUUCUAAUGGGCUCGGCAGCGGAGCUGUGGGACUUUGGCAACCCCAAGAGUACCAACUCGCAGCGGUUCGAAACCGCACUGAAGCGGGUGCUGGAUUAUGGCGCUCGAGUGACAUUCAUCGGGAGCAUCGAUGACCAAGUGGUCCCCAUGGAGUCUGCCGUGUACUCUCCCGCCUCCCAUCCGUACAUAUACCGCGCCGUCUUCAUCGACGGGCGCAUCCAUGCGCCCGACUUCAUCGCGCAUCUGGUCGGCUUCGCGCUCAAGCUGCGCAACCUGGGCGUUACCGAUCACGGGUUAGUGCGGGAGCUGUCUGUGGCGCUCGCUGGCUCGCUCUACUCGGGCCAGGGCCACUCGCGGCUCUAUUACGAUGACGCUGUCUACGACCUGGCUGUUACGCACGCCCUGGAGACGACCUCGGUCGCGCAGCCGACGCCGUGCCACGUCGCGCACCGCACCGUGCCGACAGCCACGCCCACCGGUGCGGCCCCGGCGCUGGCGUCGGCGAACCCGUAUGUGCUGCCGUGGAUCAUGCGCGGGCUGCUCGAGGAAGACUAUGUCAAGACGGAGUUGAGUGCCGAAACGGAGGAGCUACUGCGGCAGUUUGACGACUGGAAACCGAGCAACAAGGCGUUGAAGGAUGUCAAGUAUAGACUGGAGGCUGUGCGAUCAAGGUUGUAA
Molecule: messenger RNA, 2574 nt
Organism: Cordyceps militaris CM01
Lineage: Eukaryota; Fungi; Ascomycota; Sordariomycetes; Hypocreales; Cordycipitaceae
Exons: 3
Coding region: 1-2574 (857 amino acids)
Source: RefSeq, a predicted model, not a curated record